Messenger RNA from Pieris rapae (cabbage white), 4445 nucleotides. RefSeq names its product multiple C2 and transmembrane domain-containing protein (gene Mctp). The transcript is spliced from 15 exons. Gene Ontology annotation, cellular component: synaptic vesicle membrane. Gene Ontology annotation, molecular function: calcium ion binding. NCBI's taxonomy places the organism in Eukaryota, Metazoa, Arthropoda, Insecta, Lepidoptera, Pieridae. Gene Ontology annotation, biological process: regulation of neurotransmitter secretion. The record is from RefSeq and is a predicted model, not a curated record. The coding region runs from base 1398 to 3704 and encodes 768 amino acids.
CAUUUCUAAUAUUUUAUAAGUGUAAAUGCUACGAAUAUAGUCAUCGUGAAUUUUCAAUCGAAUCGUGUUUGUUUCGUUUGGCACCUAUUGUUCCAAACAUCGAACAAAUUGAAAAUUUUAAAGCUUUAUUACGAAAAUGAAUGAUUGUAUUGGCAUGUCUUGUUUCAUUAUGGACUGUCCUUGUAAAUGCGUUAUAUUUGAUCACAGAUAACAUAGAACUCACAGUUAGUCAUGCUUUGUUAAAUAAAUAAAUAAAAGCAUUUUCUUGUAUUCCCACGUUCUUAUAUAUGUACUCAAAAACGAUUGUUUGAAUGGAAAAUUCAUAAACCCGGAAUUUAAAUUAUAAUAAAUUAGUAAAAGCGAAAUCAAAUUUAAGUGAAAGACUCAACGUCCUCAAAACUAUACACUGUCACCGAAAGGCGCUGGAUAGGAACCGGUGGAAAUAGUCCUCUCUAGGUGCUUCCUUACUGACCACUACGCCGAUGCAUAAGCUACGAAUGGAAAGAGAGAAUCGGUAAAGUCUUUAAAAUAGCAACAAACUUGAUUUAUUCUUUCUGUCAUAUGUAUUAACACAGAGCGUUUCCUUUUGCAUACCUGCUGUUACUGCGGCUAAAGCUCUUGUUAGUCUCGUCAGCUCAUGCUUUAAAGAAAUUCAUAAAAGAAUUCUCAAUUGAUAUUAAAACCUGUACAAGAGCAAAGAAAUGUAGUCUUUUGCGUCCAAAAAAAAAUCAAAAGCGGAACGCUAACCCAACCCUCAGAUUGAGAGUCAAAACUUAGCGCUCGAUGUCAAAACUGAAUUUUAAACCCAAAAAAUUAAAAACAAAAAAUUAUAAGCUGAAAUUUCCAUAAUUAAGUUAACAAUACAUUUACUGUAUAGAUUAAUGUCACGGUAUCUUCAUUAGUUUUAUUCUAGCUUCUCAGAUCGUGUCUUGCAAGUGUCCGUAUAUAAAAAUCUCAUUUUUUUAUCAAGCUUUAGUAAAAUUUAGCGGUGGCAAUGUCAUUUUCAUUUCGGCAUUGAAUUGUCUGAAAAUCGAUAUAAUGUUAAUUGAAACAACACACCUAUGCUAUGCCUCGUAUAAACAUGUACAAGCUUUGCAAUUUACGAUCCGUGAAUACAUCGGUUUUCCUCGCUCGUGAAAUACAGAUGUCGAGUUUAAUAUCUUCCACAAAUUUAUACCUUGUUACUCAUUCUUAAGGCCUGGAAUAACAUUUCUCGGUUAGAUUAUAUAGAUAUCUUUAUUUCUUUAAUGUGCUGUUUUCUACCUAGAAAAGGAAUGUUUACAUACCCCGAAUAUAAACCUACCUGGAGUCGGUUUCCCGAAUCUAAGGAAUAAAUAAACUGUUUCUCAGUUAAAACGAAAAGCGUUUGAAAUUUAAAACUAGCUUUUGUAAACGAAAUGUCCGACGCUGAGCACAAAAUGGAACGAUUCAAGAAUCGUAUUAUAAGACUUCAAGAGAAAAUACUUGAUCGAGUUGAAGAUAUAACGGACCAAGUGCAAAAUAAAAUAGAGAAAUCAAAAUUAUCAAAGUUCGUUUCUCACUUGUCUGAAGAAAGAAGUUCAAUUGAGGAUGCCACAGACAAAGAUAGUAUAGGCAAGUCUUCCAUUGAUUCUAAAUAUAGUCAAAACUCAGACAGUAUUCCAUCUGUGAUUAUAGACGAACCUAGUGUUAAUGCAGACCCUAAAGAUAUUUGCAAAGACUUUUUGACUGUGGAAAAGCAUGGGGUUUUGUAUAGGAGAUGUCGAUCGGCUACAAAUUUAAAUAUGGAAGAUGAUUCCAGUUUUCGUAGUUCUAGUGAAUCUUGUUUCUCUUGUUUGGAUUCUAGUGACGAGCGAAUCACAGAAAUAAGACCGAGAGCGGGCAGCCUUCCAGGACAAAAUUCAGAUAUAGCCUUUGCUAUCAACACCUGCACAGAUUUUAUUGAAAAAAUCGGAAAUCGAUUUCCCCGUCUAAAGAACCGAGGCGAUAGAAUACAUAGGUAUCUUUUAAAAAACACACGGCUUAGUGACGUCAACAAAAGGUUAAAAGCGCAAAUAUGGAGUUCUGUGGUCACCAUUGUUCUAGUGGAAGCCAAGAAUCUUCCCGCGAUGGACAUAGACACAAGAUCCAGUGAUCCUUACUGCAAGUUUAGGUUAGGUAACGAAAAAUACAAGAGUAAAGUGGUCUGGAAAUCAUUGCAUCCCUCGUGGCUCGAGCAAUUUGACCUGCACCUUUAUGACGACCAAGAGCAAAUAUUGGAGGUGACGGUUUGGGAUAAGGAUAAACAGACGAAAGAUGAUUUUUUGGGGCGAUGUACAAUAGACUUAUCAAAGUUAGAAAGAGAGAAAACGCACAAUAUACGGAAGGACUUGGAAGAUGGAAAUGGACAGAUUUUUCUUCUUCUUACCAUAAGUGGCACUACUCAAUCUGAGACCAUUACAGACUUAGCGACGUACAAAGAAAAUCCUAGAGAUAUUUUAAAUAUUGAAAAAAGAUAUGCGUGGUUCCGCCUUAAUGAGCACUCUAGCGGUGUUGGUUGGCUCUGCGUUAAAGUCUAUGGAGCUAAGGGUCUGGCUGCAGCCGAUUUAGGGGGUAAAUCUGACCCAUUCUGUGUUGUAGAACUUGGCAAUGCCAGACUCCAAACCCACACAGAGUAUAAGACUUUGACCCCGAAUUGGAUGAAGAUCUUUACAUUUACAGUCAAGGACAUGAGUUCGAUUUUAGAAAUAACGGUUUACGAUGAAGACCAUGACCACAAAGUCGAGUUUUUGGGUAAACUGGCAAUACCAGUAUUAAACAUACGAAAUGGGGAGAAACGAUGGUUCGCGUUGAAAGACAAGAAAAUGCGGGGUAGAGCGAAGGGAAAUUUUCCACAAAUACUUUUAGAGAUGUCGGUGAUAUGGAAUCCGUUAAAAGCAGCCAUAAGAGUUGUAAAUCCAAAAGAGCCUAAAUACAUGCACCAAGAAGCAAAAUUCAAACGACAAUUAUUUAUAAGAAACGUAAUGCGGCUCAAAGCUAUUAUAAUGUGGUUUAUUGAAAUUGGAAAAAUAUUGCAAGACUGUUUCGAAUGGGAAUCGCGAAUUUGCUCUUUUAUUGGUCUUCUCGCGUGGCUCGUCUUUUGCUACUAUUACGAAAUGUGGAUGGUACCAUUGUUUCUACUUUUAUUCUUCGCGAGGAACUGGCUAAUUUACCGAUUAACAGAACAAAUAAAAACCUACAAAAAUCCUUGGGCGUGUUUAAAAAGAUUCGUUUCUGGUAGUGGCAAUCCUCUUCUCGCUCCUGUAGAUGAUGAUGAUUUAUUGGCUGAAGAAGACGAUGAGGAGGAAGUUGAUAAGGAAGAAAAAAAAUCAUUGAAAGAGCGUCUUCAAGCUAUACAAGAAGUAACGCAAACUGUACAAAAUGCUAUUGGUUAUGUCGCUUCCUUAGGAGAGGCUGUUAAAAACCUAAUGAACUUCACAGUACCCUAUCUAAGUUAUAUAGCGAUAAUAAUGCUGGCUGCAGCGAUGUUGGUGUUAUAUAUGAUACCAUUGAGAUAUUUACUUAUGGCUUGGGGUAUAAACAAGUUUACAAGAAAAAUCUUACGACCUCACACAAUACCGAACAAUGAAGUUUUAGAUCUAUUAUCUAGAGUACCGGAUGAUGAAAUAUUAUUAGAUAUACGAGAACUAAAACCGCAUCCUACCAGCGAACGCCGGGACGCAAGAAAAAAGCACAAAACUUCGUAACAUUCACUGAAAAUUCGUGAAAGAAUCAAGAACUAUAUCGGAUCAGAAUAGACUAGUAUCGAAUCGUUACAUAUAACCUUACGUUAAAAGCAUUCAUUGGGUAUAUAGUUGGAAAUGGGAAAAGAAUAUAAUAAAACGGUCAGACAAAGUUGGUAAGAUUUCAGGUUCAAACUCUGGGCUUUUCUAUACUAAAGGGCCAAAAUAUAAGUAGCAUGUAAAUUUGGAUGUUUUUUGUUAUGAAUAUAACAAAUCCGAGUUUAUUGUAAUAGGUAUAUUUAAAUGUGAAAACUGCCGAAUAAAUAAUUUACCAUAUACCUAAUAAUUACAUAAACCGUUGUAGUUCUCAUUGCCAUAACACAGAAGGGUGAUUUUUGGCUUACUUUAAAUCAAUAAUAUUCCAUUAUGGUAACAUAACGUCAUAAGAUUUCGAACAAAAAACAACAUUUCUCAAUUCUAUUAAAAUCCUAUAAUAUCCAAAUGAAUUGAUACAAUUUCAAUAUAUAUUAAAAUUAUUGAAGUUAUACUUCUUUUGGCGCGAUGGAGAAAAAUGAUGAGAGUGAAUUUUUACGUUGCGCGCGCACACCGACACCUGAAUUCUACAUCGUUAAGUUAGGUCUAGGUGGCGUGAAAAUCUAUAACUAUGUUCAGUUGUGUAUUCUAGUAUUUUUAUAUUUAGAACAAGUAUUUCGUAACAGUACAAUUAAAUAGUGGGAAUAAAUAAAUAUUACUUUGGUGUUUUUA